Malus domestica (apple) is the source of this 1199-nucleotide messenger RNA. RefSeq names its product UDP-galactose/UDP-glucose transporter 3. Gene Ontology annotation, molecular function: UDP-galactose transmembrane transporter activity; UDP-glucose transmembrane transporter activity. The record is from RefSeq and is a predicted model, not a curated record. NCBI's taxonomy places the organism in Eukaryota, Viridiplantae, Streptophyta, Magnoliopsida, Rosales, Rosaceae. Gene Ontology annotation, biological process: UDP-galactose transmembrane transport. Gene Ontology annotation, cellular component: endoplasmic reticulum membrane; Golgi membrane.
AUGGAAACGCACGGAUCGGGGCUCCGGCGCGUGUUGGUGUUCGGAUUCUGCGUCGUCGGAAUUUGGUCUGCUUAUAUCUACCAAGGCGUGCUUCAGGAAACCCUGUCCACGAAGCGAUUCGGGCCAGAUGGGAAUAGGUUCGAACACCUUGCGUUCCUCAACUUAGCCCAAAAUGUGGUUUGUCUAAUCUGGUCAUAUAUAAUGUUAAAGCUUUGGUCUAGCGGUAAUGCUGGAGGUGCGCCUAUGUGGACGUACUGGAGUGCCGGGAUUACUAACACGAUUGGACCCGCUAUGGGGAUCGAAGCGUUGAAGUAUAUCAGUUACCCGGCUCAGGUCUUGGCAAAGUCCUCAAAAAUGAUUCCAGUGAUGCUGAUGGGUACUCUAGUCUACGGCAAAAGAUACAGCUUUCCUGAAUAUGUUUGUACUCUCCUUGUUGCCGGAGGGGUAUCCAUAUUUGCACUCUUGAAGACUAGCUCAAAGACGAUUAGCAAGUUGGCACACCCAAAUGCUCCCCUUGGAUAUGGACUAUGUUUCCUCAAUCUUGCUUUUGAUGGAUUCACAAAUGCUACCCAGGAUUCAAUAAAAGCAAGGUAUCCAAAGACGAGCGCUUGGGAAAUAAUGCUAGGCAUGAAUUUAUGGGGUACCAUAUACAACAUGAUCUACAUGUUUGGCUGGCCACAUGGCAGCGGAUUUGAGUCGGUUCAGUUCUGCAAGCAGCAUCCGGAAGCAGCUUGGGACAUUUUUCUCUAUUGUCUCUGUGGUGCAGUUGGGCAGAACUUCAUUUUCCUAACCAUAAGUCGUUUCGGUUCCUUAGCUAACACCACCAUUACCACAACCCGCAAGUUUGUAAGCAUCGUGGUGUCUUCGUUGCUGAGUGGCAAUCCCCUGUCAACUAAGCAAUGGGGGUCUGUCGUCAUGGUGUUUUCUGGGCUGUCGUAUCACAUCUACCACAAGUGGAGGAAAUCGCAGAGAGCGCCGAAGAAGAGAAAGCCAAUGUAAUAACAAUUUUGAUCUUACAUAUUCACAACCCUUCUUUCCCAAAUUUUACAUCUCUUGUUCUUUCCCUCCGUAGUCGUAUCAAGCAAUUUGUAAUUGAACAGACCCUCUAUAGCUAUAGAGAGAGUAUUCUAAACUUUUUGUAAUGUACGCUUUCUCAUUAGUAAUGUUUUGGUGGCAAUCAAAGAGUUGAAUUAUCGUAA